AUUGAAAUGGUCGUCCAAUAUGUUCAAUGAAGGCGUUCGCAAUUAACUUUUGUUUAUUGUGCUUAUUUGAGAACCAUAGUAAGAAUCUGACUUGCAGCAACUCAAUGCUUCGAAUGUUAUUCUAAUUUUAUAGGAUAACAUUUGAACAACUUUGAGUUUGCUACUUCCGUAUCACGUUGAGUUCUUUGGGACUUCUUCGGCGCGGUGCUUGCCUGUUUACUUGAUUAGCGCUUGUUCAAUUUGACUCCUAGGACGGCUUUAGUGGUAGCGCAACGUUAGUGAUCCUUGGCGUUAGACUGUCCUAUUUAUUUUCGAAAGAAUGGACGAACUGUUACAAGAAAGACACGAUUUAUCUAAGGAAUUAGUAUUGAAAAAUUGGAUGGAACAGGAAUACAUCGACGAAAUCAAUAGGCUCACAUUGGUUAUUACUGAAUUAAAAACCGAAAAGCCACCAGCAGUUUCAUGCUCUGGCGAUUGUGUUCCAUUGUUGUGCAGCUUAGAAACACGUGCUGAACAAGCAGAAGAAAAAGUAGCAUCGCUAACCAAGGAAGUUGAAUUGGCCAAAAAACGUGAAUCUGAUUUACAAGAACAGUUAAACAUUUAUACAACUAAAGUGGAUAGCUUUUUUGAGUGUGCGACCAAUGCUGGUGUGAAUGAUGAGUUAGGAGAUGAAAUUAACCGAUUGCAAAGCGAAUUAUCUGAUUUAAAAUCUUCUAGCCGUAUGGAGAAAUCAAAAUUAGAAUUGCAAAUUCAGGAGCUGGAAGGCGAUCGUCAACAUAUGGAAGAGUAUGCAAAUGAACUAAUUCGUCAAUUAAAGGAUUGUCGUUCAGAACUAAACGAUACCCGAGCUCAGUUUGAAGCACUUCAGAUUCAAGCCAAUUCUACAGAAUGUACACGUGGAAACUCUGUAUUUUCCGAGAUCGAAGAUAGACGCAUUCAGGCGGAAUGCCUAGUUGUUAAACUGCGCAAAGAGAUUUCUGAAUUAAAACUUAGUAUUUUCCAAAUGAAGGCAGAAAAUAAGCGUAAAUUCACUGAAACAGUGCAAAAACUGGAGUUAAGGCAUCGUAAUCAAGAUAAGAAAUUACUGCGCGAUGUGGAAGCUGAACAAGAACAUUUAAUUACAGAAAAUACAAAACUUAGUAAACUUGUUCAACUUUUAAAAGAUCUUCAGUUAGAUCAUGAACUUGGAGUCUUGAAAGUAGCAGAAGUACGUGGUAACUCUCAAGCUGCUAUUACUUCUCUCCUUGAAGAACGUGUCAAAGAUUUAAAGCGUGCUUAUGAAGAAUCUCAUGAAACCAUUACUAGACUCCGCCGGCGUUUGUUUGUUUCAGGCCAAAUUAGGCAAACGCUACAAGAUGAAUUGUGUUAUCGUGUUGAUCAAAUUGCUUCUUUGUCUUCAAAGUUGAAUGCACUUAAAAAAAUUGCUAAUUCGGCAAGAAAGUGUGAUUGUCAAAAUCAGUCUCACCAUCUGGAAACUGAAGAGAAGCAAUCUAGUUCAUCACUUGCAGACAAAAUCACUAAACUUGACUUGGACCGAAGUCCUAAUGAACUAGUUGCUGACGAAACCUUUUACAAUGGAGAAUUAUCUAAAACGGAGAACCCAGUGGAAUUACCACUCAAUUGUGAUGGUCACGAAUAUUCUGAUCAGAGUGUGACUUAUCCUGAAGAUAUGAAAAAGAAUAAUGUUUCUGUGGAGUGUCCUACUUCCUAAAACAAUUAGAACUGUCAUCUUUGUCUGUUUAGAUGAAUCCUUUCCAUCCAAUUGUAUUCUGUGGAAAAUUAUUUUAAUUAAAUUUUUUGUUUGUAGCAAUUCACUUGCAUUUACUGCAAAAGAUUGCUGUGACUCGAGAUACAAAGGAGUAGAUUUACUUUCAAAUUCAAUUGGUCACUGUAAUAUUGUUCUAAUAUUUUUUUGAUAUGGUUUCUUUGUUGUCUUUUUCCAUGUUCAUGCGAAUGUAGUUACCUUGUCAAAAUUAAGUAUUCAUGAGGUUGAUUUAUUAUGUCAUAUCGUAUCUGUGUUGAAAGAGCUACCGUACGACUGUUUUACGAAACAGUUUAGUCAGUCACUUUAUUUUCUGUUG
This is a messenger RNA of Heterobilharzia americana, 2081 nucleotides long. Lineage: Eukaryota; Metazoa; Platyhelminthes; Trematoda; Strigeidida; Schistosomatidae. The record is from the annotation of a GenBank genome assembly.